CCAGCAGGGAGAAAAGAGCAAAUGCAUCAGAUUUCCGCUGAUUCAGCAGCAAGAUUGAUUCUAACGCUGAUCUACUUCGUUGUGGUAGCCUAUCUUCACCAAAGCACGGCUCACUCUGUUCCGUUUUCAAGACAUAGGCACGCGUUAGGCGAAUACUGGUAGUUCGUUUUUCGUCCGGAGUUUGAGCAUCAACACGCUGACCUGCAGUCAUGAAGCCCGCUCACCACCAUGAAAGCCAUCAGCAGGAGAGUGAGCACAAGAAGAACGUGCAGAAGGGGAUAGAGCGCAUGGAGCGUCACUCGGGUACCGGAAAUCGCGGAGAUCCGAAAAAGGGGGGAGGCGGCGGGAAGCACACCUGGGGGGAAGUCGGAGCGGAGUUCGAGCCCGUGGCGGCCGCGUUGGAUAAGAACGACCCCAACUACGACCCGGAUGCGGGCGAGGAGCAGCUCGAAGAGAGGUUUACUGAACCGUUGGAGAAGCUGGAACCCAAGAAGGUCGUCAUGGACUGACGGCGGACUCCAGCCAUGGGACCAUGCAGUCAAAUUGCUGGGAAUUUCGUCGCUGGGGUCAUCACCUGCUGCAUGCUUCAUACACUUGCCAGAUUGUAAACGCCUGACAUAGGCCUAGGAGGAUCUGGGAUUAUUGUGGUGCACCAAUACUGUAUAGAUGGCUUACUGGGAGACCAGCAGAUGCCAGUGCAAGAGAGGCACUGCCAGGACGUGAGCAUUCAGAAUGCAAUUGGAUGGGUAGGUAGCAAAUGGAAGGCGGGGAUGACUAAUGGCACCUCAUCAGAUGGUAACUUCUGCUCCUGCACUUGUCUGUGUUGCUCAGACAUUCGUUCAUCAUCAAGGAUAAUGGUCCCACAAAAACAUUAUGGCUGU
Closterium sp. NIES-67 is the source of this 881-nucleotide messenger RNA. The record is from the annotation of a GenBank genome assembly. NCBI's taxonomy places the organism in Eukaryota, Viridiplantae, Streptophyta, Zygnematophyceae, Desmidiales, Closteriaceae.